GUCACUGAAGAACAUUGGUUUCACGUUCUUUUUAAGCCACUGUAAGCAUGAACACCUGCCACGAGAUGAUUUCGACUAGAUGAAAUUCUUCAAGAUUUUACGUCAUUACAGUUCGUUAACAAAAUUCUUUUUGGUGCACGAUUCUCACUCUUUAAACUGGAAUCUAACACUUCAAAUCAUUAUCAAUCAUGAAUCGCUACAGCGCCUUUGCGGUUUUGCUAAUAUGCAUUAGUAUAUCGGGUUAUUAUGCUGAAGAUUGUUCUUACUACAAAGUGGGCGUUCAAAACUAUUUUGAGUGUAUCCUAUCUUGCUAUAAAGAAGCAUUUGUAAUGGAUCACAUAGAAGGCACUAUCUGCUCUAAACAAAUCUCCCUUGGUGGCCAUGCACCGAAUGGAUUUACUGCAGCUCAAGUCGAAAAUUCAAUCAACUGUAUAUCUGCCAGAUGCAGAGCAACUCUACCGUCAACAGUAUGCGAGAUCUCAACUUCUGGAGGUGGCUUUAUCUUUGGAGGUGGAACUACUUCUGGAGGUGGCACUACUUCAGGAGGUGGCACUACUUCAGGAGGUGGCACAACAUCCGGAGGUGGAACUACUUCUGGAGGGGGAACUACUUCUGGAGGUGGAACUACUUCUGGAGGUGGAACUACUUCUGGAGGUGGGACUACUUCUGGGGGUGGAGGUUCCAGUUCAAGCUCAAGUAGCGGUUCAACAUUCGUAACAGACGCUGAUGGUAAUGUGUUUGAGUAUUAUUAUGACUGCGAUGAAGAAACUGAAGCGACGGCUGAAGCAAGCACCGAUUAUUAUGAUUCUGAUUAUUAUUAUUCUGAUGAAUAUUAUGAAAGUGCAGAAGCUGAUGCCUCUGCAACUGCUUCCGGUGGCAAUGCUGCAGCAGCUGCAGAUGCAUCAAGUGGUUCAGAAAGCGUGCCCAAACCAGCUCCAGCUCCUAUUCCAGUACCAGUUCCUGCACCGCCACCCAAACCAGCACCCGCUCCAGCUCCUAUUCCAGUACCAGUGCCUGCACCGGCACCUCUACCUGCUCCAGCACCUAACAAUGGAGGAAGCUUCUGGAAUUGGAAUAAAGGUUCGUCUGGUAAUUCCCAGGUUCAAAAUAAUGGAGGACAAGGAGGAGGUACUCCAGGAGUCACUCGAAUUUACUGGAAAUGGAUACCUGGAUCAAACGGAGCACCUGGCAAUCAGGGCAAUUUGAAUACUGGUAACGUGAACCAGGGUGGAUCGAAUGGUGGAGGAGGAAAUCAAGGAGGUUUCAAUGGUUUCGGUGGAAAUCAAGGAGGUUUCAAUGGUGGAGGAGGAAAUCGGGGAGGUUUCAAUGGUGGAGGAGGAAAUCAGGGAGGUUUCAAUGGCGGAGGAGGAAAUCAGGGAGGUUUCAAUGGCGGAGGAGGAAAUCAACGAGGUUUCAAUAAUGGAGGAGGAAAUCAGGGAGGUUUCAAUGGCGGAGGAGGAAAUCAAGGAGGUUUAAAUAAUGGAGGAGGAAAUCAGGGAGGUUUUUAUGGUGGAGGUGGCAAUCAGGGAGGAUUUAAUGGCGCAGGCGGAAAUCAGGGAGGAUUUAAUGGCGCAGGCGGAAAUCAGGGAGGUUUAAAUGGUGAAGGUUCACAUACUAUAAUCAGAUGGGUACCCACAGGAGGAAACGGCGAGAAUCACGGAGCAUUUGGAAAUGGUGAACAAUUUCAAGGUGGUGCAAGCAGUGCAGCAGCUAGUUCAGCAGCAUCGGCCGGUGCAGGAAAUAGUGGAAAUAAUAAUGGAAUGAGAUGGUUAUCACCAGGAGGAAACAGUGGAAAUUUAGGAGCUCCUGGAAAUGGCCAAUAUCUUGGAGGUGGAGCAAAUAAUGCAGCAGCUUCAGCGGCAGCUAGUUCAGCAUCAGGUGGAAAUGGAGGAAACUUCGGCCCACGUAUGGGAGGUUUCGGAGCAAGUGGGAGUAAUGCAGGCGGAUUCGGAAAUUUUGGAGGAAGUGGGAGUAGUGCUGUAGCUUCCGCAGCAGCAACUGGAUAAAAAUUCAAAUAGUGUUCUAAGAUCUUUGGCAGCACAAGGCGAUAACCAAAGAUCAGCAAUUUUUAAUAAUUUUGGAUGGAAUGGACAAAGUGAGCCUAUCACCAUAGAAGGAAAUCAAGCUUAUUGGCACAGGAACCGAUGAACACAUUCCAAUUGAAUAGAUAGUAUAGUGUCAAAUAAAGUAUGCUUAUUCGAUAA
Parasteatoda tepidariorum (common house spider) is the source of this 2204-nucleotide messenger RNA. RefSeq lists its product as uncharacterized. Lineage: Eukaryota; Metazoa; Arthropoda; Arachnida; Araneae; Theridiidae. The record is from RefSeq and is a predicted model, not a curated record.